This is a messenger RNA of Habropoda laboriosa, 4954 nucleotides long. RefSeq names its product kinesin-like protein Klp61F. NCBI's taxonomy places the organism in Eukaryota, Metazoa, Arthropoda, Insecta, Hymenoptera, Apidae. Gene Ontology annotation, biological process: mitotic spindle assembly; microtubule-based movement. Gene Ontology annotation, molecular function: plus-end-directed microtubule motor activity; ATP binding; microtubule binding. The record is from RefSeq and is a predicted model, not a curated record. The transcript has 22 exons. Gene Ontology annotation, cellular component: nucleus; spindle microtubule. The annotation marks the transcript as partial.
AUGAGGGGUAUGUUUUCGCUGUUUUGUAUGAAGCCCUUAUUGUCCAGUCACAGUUGGGAAUCACUAGGAGAUGCAUAUUUCGUACGUGGCGCUCACACAUCGGCAUUGAAAUCGUAUCAACGAGCAUUAGAAUUGUGCCCGCAAUCUUUAUAUCCAAUGAUACAACAGGCAAAUAUAAAAUUGAUUAUUGGACAACGCAGUGAUGCAAGGAAAGAUUUCAAAUGUAUAUUAUUAAAUGAGCCACGUAAUAUUCCUGCUUUGAAAGGACUAGCAGAAACAUGUUUGACACUAGCAAAAGAAUGUAUAACUAGUCACUAUCUGGGUCGUGCUAAUGACUAUCUUCAAGAAGCAAUGGAUACUUUAACUGUAGCUGUUAAAGGACGUAAAAAUAUAUCUUGUAUUUGGAAAUUACUUGGCGACGUGUCGUCUAGAGUUGCAAUACUACCGGAAAAGUAUAGUUACUUAAAAGUGUCAUCUAUUCUAACAAAAAAUGAAGAUAUUGAAAAUAUCGUCUUGCUUAAACAACGAGACCUGUUUUCAUUAUCUAUGAGAUGUUACUGUUGUGCUCUAUCUUUUUUCCCGCAAUCGGCUUUACUAUGGCAUGAUUUAGCUUUAUGCUAUUUCAAGCAACUACAAUUUGAUCCGUCGGUUGAUCAUAAAAAUCUUGCCAGUAAAUGUCUUGCGGCUGCGAAACAUGCUGUAAGACUAUGUCCUUCGUCGUGGUUACAUUGGAAUCUUUUAGGUGUUAUUUGUAUGUCACCGUACAUAAAGAAUUACGCUUUGGCACAACAUGCUUACGUCAUGGCAAUUGACAGGGAGUUAAAUAAUGCUAUGGUGUGGUCUAACUUGGGAACUUUAUAUCUAUGCAUAGGAAAAUUACAUAAAGCAAACGAGGCUUAUCGUCAAGCACAACGUGAAGAUCCAGCAUAUGUAAAUAGUUGGAUAGGACAAGCUUUAAUUGCUGAAUUGAUGGGCAGAAAAGGAGAAGUAAUGGAUUUAUUCAGGCAUGCUACAGAACUAGGAUAUCAUAAUCAAGCAGCAUUGGGAUAUACGCAUUCGGUACUUAAUGUGAUCUUAAAUUACGAUACUAAGGACGCUUUAAAUACAUAUAUACUAGAAAAUAUGCACGGUAUACAUGUUGCGACUGACGUUAUGACCUGGUAUGUAGAGCGCCAUCCAAAUGAUUGUUAUGCUCGAAAUGCAUAUGGAUUAUUAUUAGAAAGGCAGAAGCUUUAUAAGUCUGCUGUAGAACAAUUUGCAGCAGCUUUACGUAUCAGUAUUAAUGACGAAAAGGAUUUAGUAUGUAUCAACUUAGUACGUGUACUAAUACAACUUAAAAAGUAUAACGAAGCCAUAAAAUUAUGUGAAACAGUUAAGAAAGCCAACUAUAAUUCCCAAUGUCAUUUAGCAUUAGCUUUAUUUAAAGCUGCACAAUAUGAAGAGUCCUAUAACACCUAUGAAACAACACUGCAUUUGUUCACGAAUACUGAAGAAGAAAAAUCUUACAUACUGUGUGCUAUGGCUGCAAUAGCAUACACUUUUCGAAGAGUACACGAUGCAAAAAUUUUGCUUUUCCAAUGUAUACAAAUACAGCCACCAGUUAUAACAGGUCUCUUAGCAGCUGCAUCACUAGGAAUCCUACACAGAGACGUCAAUUUAACCACCUUAGUAUUGAAUGAAUUGAAAUCGUAUGAAAGUCAUCCUGAAUAUGGUCAUCAUGUUGUCAACUUAUCUGCAUAUGUUCAUUUACUUAGAAAUGAUAUAAAAAGUGCUACUAUCGUUCUUUCGAAAGCAAUCUUCAUGUACCCUGGUGACGUAAAACGUUGGAUACGGCUACUCAGGCUUUUAUUCGAAACAGAUUUGCAGGCGUUUAAUAAAUGUGCUGAAAAAGUAUUGUAUUUCAGUAAAAAUAUUCCUACUGAAAGUGUUGCACAUAUUGCGUGUGCAUUAUCUUGUAGUUGUUUCACGCAACGUUUCGAACCGAAAAAUAUUAGAUCCUUGCAAAAACUUUUAUUUACUUAUCCUGGCAAUAUUGAAAGUUGGGCUACGUUCAUAGCGGCAUUUCUAUGGAGGUAUGCAGAUAAGAGCUGUAAUAUCGAUGGUACGUGGCUUUUAGAAUUUCUGUCAAUUAUGGAACGUAAUUACCAGCCAUCAAACUUAAUGGCUAAAUGGAUAAAUGACAGUAAACUAAAACUGGAACAGCUUAAUCAAUCUACAAGCCAGUCACCUAUAAGUAAUCUUGAGAGAAAUAAUAAGUCUGCAACCGUAGUGGAAGUUCUUAAUAAUAAGGAAGUAAUAGUGCAGGAGCGUCCUUAUGAUAAAUUAUCGAAAAAAUAUAAAUUUGAUAAUGUAUUUGAACCUUCUUCCAAACAGAUUGAAGUAUAUAAUAUUGUUGUUAAUCCAUUGUUGGAUGAAGUUUUGGCUGGAUAUAGUUGUACAGUAUUUGCAUAUGGACAAACUGGUACAGGAAAAACAUUCACAAUGGAAGGAAUUAACAGUGAUUCAACUUUGCAUUGGCAAAGUGAUUCAUCUGCUGGUAUAAUACCAAGGUCUUUAAGUCAUAUGUUUGACAAAUUGCAAUUAUUGGAAGCACAAGAAUACACAAUUAGAGUUAGUUUUCUAGAACUUUAUAAUGGAGAUUUAUUUGAUCUUUUAUCACCUAAUGACGAUGCAACUAAAAUAAGAUUGUAUGAAGAUACAUCAAAGAAAGGUGCAGUAAUCAUUCAUGGGUUAAAUGAAGUAACAGUACACAAUAAAAGUGAAGUGUACAAAAUUCUUGAAAAGGGAUCAGAAAAGAGACAAACUGCUGCAACAUUGAUGAACGCUCAAUCUAGGUGCCGGUCUCAUACAGUAUUUUCAAUUACUGUACAUAUGAAAGAAAAUACUACUGAUGGAGAAGAAGUUCUGAAAACAGGAAAAUUAAAUCUAGUGGACCUAGCAGGUAGUGAAAAUAUUGGAAGAUCUGGCUCUGUUGACAAAAGAGCAAGAGAAGCUGGUAGUAUUAAUCAAUCUUUGUUAACACUUGGCAGAGUUAUAACAGCUCUUGUUGAAAGGGCACCUCAUAUACCUUAUCGGGAAUCAAAACUUACAAGAUUACUACAAGAAUCAUUAGGUGGACGAACGAAAACAUCAUUAAUUGCAACUAUAUCUGCUGCUAGUAUUAAUCUUGAAGAAACACUAUCAACAUUAGAUUAUGCACAUCGUGCAAAAAAUAUUACUAAUCGCCCCGAAAUAAAUCGGAAACUUUCGAAAAAAGAAUUUCUUAAACAGUAUACAGAAGAAAUUGAAAGACUACGGAGAGACUUAUUGGCAACGCGUGAAAGGGACGGUGUUUAUCUUGCAAAUGACAAUUAUCAAGAAAUGCAAGCAUUAAUUUCUCAACAGACUAAGGAAAUAGAAGAAAAACUUAAUCAUAUAAAAGCACUUGAAAAAACUAUGCAAGACAAAGAAAAAAUAUAUAACGAACUUGAAUUACAAAAUAUAACUCAAAUGAAAGAGUUACAUGAAGCCAAAGUCAAAUUAAAUAGUGCUUCUAACGCUCUUAAAUCGACAAAUGGUCGAUUAAAACUGGUAGCACAAGAACGGAAUGAGCAAAAAUAUUUAGUAGAAAAGUAUACAAAUACAGAACAGUGUCUAUUGCACCAAGCCCAAAAUUUAUUAAGCGUCGCAGAUACAGCAACAGCAGAUUCCCAUAAGUUACAUGAUAAAAUUGCUCGUAAGAGUGAAACGGAGGAAUCAUUUGAAAUGCUAGGUGAACAGUUUAAAAAUAAUGUUUCUAAAUGUUUACAAGAAGUUGAAAAAGACAUUUUAAUGAAUAAAGAACAAUUAAAGCAGUUAUGUACAUCUAUAAAAAAUGACCUUGGUAUGCAAACUUCAGAUAAAUGUAAAAAUAUUGACACGACAAUACAACGAAUUUCAACAAAUCUUCUUAGUCAACAUUUGUCCGAUACUAGUGAUUUAUCGAAAAAUAUAAAUAAAUCUUAUUCACAUUAUCAAAAUUGGAUGCAGGAUGAAAUAAAAAAUUCAGGGAAUGCAAUAGAAUCUGAACAUGAAUUACUAAGUAUCGUUUCUGUAAAAUUGGCGCAAGAUAUUGAUAAUAUGAUUGAAAAUGCAAUUGCUAAAAACUUACAAAUCGUAAGAAGCAAUGUAUCUCAGAAAUUAAUGCAAACUUCAAGUACUAUAAAAGAAAUGGUAGAUUCUGCUUGUAAUUACGAACUAGAAUCUUAUGAUCAUAUGAUCAAAAAUUGUAAAACUAUUAUGGAAAACAUUGAUGUGGUUCGUGAAAAACAAGAAGUAACUCAGAAACAACAUUUAUUUGCAAAGACGAUGGGAGAUGUAUUUUCCCAGUUCAAUGACUUAAACAAAAGUGAGGAAGAACACUAUUGUACUGUAAUUGACAAAUGUGAUAAUGUUAGUAACAUUUGCAAUAAAGUUAAAGAUUGCAUGAUAAAUAAUUCUACUACAUCUGUUAAUGUGAAACAUACUUUAGAAGAACAGAUACAAAGUAACAUUGAAACAAUUAAAACUGAUGUAAUUCUUGAAACAAAACGGAAUGAAGAAUUAGCUGACAGAACUACAGAACAAGGACAAAGUUUGAUAAAUGAAUUGAAGUCAAGUAUGAAUAGAAGUUGUAAUAUAUUGAAAGAAUACAAGGAUCUCGUUGAAUGCAAUAUUAAAAACAUGGAACCGAAAAUAGAUAUCGAUAAAAAUAAAGUUCUUUUAUUAGUUAAUGAUGCACAUAAUGUAACUUUAGAUGCAUGUAAAAAUCAUGAAGAAUUCUUAAAAGACAGAAAAAUCAAAGCUUCUGAUACUUUUGAAGAAAUAUCCAAGAAAUUGCAAAACCAAGAAAUGGAAUCAUGCAUAUUAAAUGAUAAAGUUGUUGGACAAUUGCAGGCAACGGUACAUGAAAUCAACAAAUUCUUUAAUCAAGAUAUACAACGUGAUAUUCCAACAG